Messenger RNA from Sitophilus oryzae (rice weevil), 2978 nucleotides. Its product is annotated as cytochrome b5-related protein-like. Gene Ontology annotation, cellular component: mitochondrion. Gene Ontology annotation, molecular function: heme binding. Gene Ontology annotation, biological process: lipid metabolic process. The transcript is spliced from 7 exons. The record is from RefSeq and is a predicted model, not a curated record. The coding region runs from base 152 to 1456 and encodes 434 amino acids. Lineage: Eukaryota; Metazoa; Arthropoda; Insecta; Coleoptera; Curculionidae.
CAUAUUGUUUUGCAUCAUAUGCGGUUUUGUCGAACAAUUGUUUACGGAAAAUUAUUAUUUGUCAUUUGGUCUCACCAGAAUGUAGUGUUUCUAAUAUAGUGUUUUAUUAAUAAAUAAUAUUAAAGAGUAGAACAUUCAGUAAUUUGGAAAUAUGGAUAUGAGUAAUGUCGUUAAAUCCAGUCUCGGUUUCAAAUAUCCAUCUUUAAGGGACGAUCCUUUACAUUCAGGCCUAAAAUGGUUGGAAGGAAAAAAUACAGACGACAAAGCUGAAAAUCUAUGGAGAAUUCAUGAUAAAUUAUACGAUUUAAGAAAAUUUGUAAAUCUUCACCCCGGAGGGUCAGAAUGGAUAGAAUUAACUAAGGGUACUGAUAUAACUGAAGCUUUUGAAUCACAUCAUCUGUCACCUAAGGCUGAAAAUUUGCUUCCAAAAUAUUUUGUAAAAGAAUCGUCUACUCCAAGAAACUAUCCAUUUACAUUUAAGGAAAAUGGUUUCUAUAGAACACUAAAAAGGAAUAUUUAUCAAGAAUUAGAGACAGUUCCCAAAAGUGCCAUAACCAGGACAAAGAUUCUGAUAGAUUCUCUAUUAGUUUCUUAUUUAUCAUUUUUCCUAUUAGCUGUAUAUUACAAAAGUGUUAUCCUCGGAAUACUAUCUGGACUGAGUUUGGGUUUCUUGACUGGAGCUGCCCAUAAUUACUUUCAUCAGAGAAAUAGUUUUAGAAGGUUUUAUUUUAAUUUCUCAAUGAUGAGUUGCAGUGAAUGGAGAAUAAGUCAUGUGCUGAGCCACCAUAUGUAUACUAAUACAGUUUAUGAUCUAGAAAUAUCAUCUGUAGAGCCAUUUUUUCAAUAUUUACCAGGAAAGAAGAAUUUUAUAGUAAGAUAUGGGUCUUGGAUAUAUGGAGUAUUUAUUUAUGCUGUAUUAUUUGUAACAUCAUACAUAAAAACAGCGGCGUCUUUAAGAAGCAAAGUCAAUUGGACCUUUCUUCUGCCAUUUUUACCAUUAAUUCUUUCGUGGGUCAUCACUAAUCAGCCACUAGAAAUCUGCGCAUUCUUUUUUUUGUGGAUUAUUACUAUUGGUAGCUUACAUUUCGCAAUUAUAGGACUAAAUGCAGCACAUCAUCAUCCAGAUAUAUUCCAUGAUGGAGAUACUGCACGGCCAAAGACGGAACUUGACUGGGGUGUUUUUCAACUGGACGCCGUGAUGGACCGGAAAGACAUAACUGGAUCUCAUUUUCUAGUUUUGACAAACUUUGGUGAUCAUGCAUUACAUCACCUGUUUCCGACGCUGGACCACGGAAUUUUAACCUAUCUUUAUCCAGUUUUUCUGAAAACCUGCAAGGAAUUUGGCGUAGAAUGGAGAUUGCAGAGCCAGUUGGAUUUGAUUAAAGGACAAUACAGGCAAUUGGCUAAAAUUGUCCCUAAUCAAACGCCUCCAAAGAAAUUGAUAAAAACUGGCUAGUGAACAAUGUAAUUAUGGUUUUUGGUGACUAUUUAAUAAUUUUGUAUUUGUGAUUAUUUGUUAUAUAGUUUUAUAGAGUGGCAAUAUUGAUUUUUAUAAUCUAUCUUCUUAAGUCUUUAUAGUUCCAUAUAAUGUGAUUAAUAAGUUGGGUGAUCCAGCGUGUUUUAAAUCUUGAUAGAUUAACCAAUACUUAUGCAAAAUUCGAUUUUUUAUGACAAAGUUAAAACUCCGUGAGUUUAACUUUUUAAUUUUGGUAGAGUUGAAAGUUGAAAGUGACCAGUCUAUUAUCUAUCAAUAUUCUGAUACUUUACCUGUUAUAUUCCUAAGAGAAUUAUGUACUACUAAUGUAGGAAUAUUUCAACUAAACUACUGACUCUAAUCUAGUAUAUUGUCAGUCUUAAGCAGCUGCAAUCACAGUCUUUUUGCCGAGGAGCAAGGAGAAAGACACCACCUACCUGCUGAGCCUUAUCCAGGGUCAGAACUUCAAUGUAAGGACAUCGAGUUGGCGAGUCAUCAACUCGAGGGAGGAGGGUUAUGGUCAGGUCCUCACAAUAGGAAUUGACCUCAAAUCCAAGGAGGCAAUAGAGAAAGAGGGACGUCUAUUAUAGAUAAGGGACAGCACGGGUAUCAGGUCUAAGGAAAGACCAAGUUAAAGAGGUUGAGAAAAUGGAGACAGAUCCUCCAGCCUACACCUCAUGGGUACCUCAGUCGGAGGCAAUCUCCUCGACUGUGAAGGGCUCCGAACUCCAACCGUGGAAGGGUGUGUACCCUCGGAGGAAGAACAUCUGUUGUCAGAGGGGGAUGGGAAAUACCCUGUCCCCUCUACAACAGAGGUAUGAUAGGUUAUAGACUGUGUGAUGACUCAAGUAAGGGGGGCACAAUAGAUCUUUAAGGUCGCAGUAACUACCCCUCUCACUCAUUCUACAUUCUAAGCAGCUGCUUGCAAGUGCUGAUAUGAUAUUAAAGUAACAAGUUUUUGAAUUUAAAUUAAUUCCAUUAUAAUAUCAACAGUAGAAAUACAUUUAAUAGUUCAUUACAAAUAAUACUGAGUAUCUUCUGAUUUGUAAACAAGUCAGAUUAUUAAUUACCUGAAUAUAAAACAAAUGUUUGGAGUUUAUAGCUUUCGCUAAUAUAUAGGAUAAAAAUAUAAAGUGAUAUUAUAGGACUUAUAAGUAAGAGAUUAACUAAAAAUAAAAACACUGAAUAAAAGAACGAUAUAACUUGUUUAUUUGUGCCUUAUAUCAUACAACAUAUUCACACAUACAAUAAUAGUUAAAUAUACCUGGACUUUUUACAAAAUACACCGUUGGAUUUAAUGUGUAAAAAUACAAAGAAAUGCGGAGAACAAAGGCUGUUUGUGAUGGUAAAUACGUGUCUCUUUCUGAACCUUCUCUCUCCGUUUUUCCUGUAUCAAUUAUAAAUAUUUUCUUUUAACGCUUCUAAUGGCUUUCUUGUUCAAAAUGAAACAACGGAGUCAUACUUCUAGUCGAAAAAAAAGUAUAAUGAACGAAAGAAAAAAAAA